AAGGUUAAUUCACGGUUUAGAAAUGAUAUUAUUAGCAGAACCCAGUGGCACUGGAGGUGUGUUGGUUUCAUUGGUGGGAGUGGAAGCUCCAAUCCAAUGGCAAUUUUUGUCUGUCUGUAAUGCAUAGAGAAACAAUCAACUCUGUUCAUCAAUUUUCAGUGUUCCACUGCCAUCAAUGUCCACCACCAUUUCUUCCCUUCCCUUCUCCCUCUCUCUUCGCUCCAACUAUAGGGUUUCCCUUUUCAACCCACCCUCCUAUCCUGUUCCAUUCCAAUCAUCCGUCACCUUUCCUACAAAAAAAUGGAGGUUUUUAUGUUUUAGGCAUGAAAAUGUUUCAUCAGAAACUAAUGCUUCUGAGCUAAAAGAAGAUAAAUUGUCAGAAGAUUUGGUGAAGCUUAAAGGUGACCAGUCCAAAGACCUGAAAAAAGAUUGGCUUGCAAUUAUUCAUACGGUCAUAACUGUCAUUCAUGGUGUGGAACCCUGGACAGUGCCUUGGACAGCAAAGACCAUUGUUCAGGUUAUGCUCCUCUGGAUUGCCUCAUUUUGGUUUGUAGGAUCUUGGAUAGUGCCAUUUUUAGCAUACACAGCUGGGUUUAGAAAGGAAUCUCUUACAUACAGAGGGCAUGCAUUGUACAGCCUCUUGACUGAUGUUGCAGAAGGAGUGGUUGGCAUAGCAAUUCUUCGUCAUUGUCUAGCAAAGUUUCGACCUCUUCCAUCUGACUGGUUCAAAUUUGAACUUAAGGGGAAGUGGCAGUUUGAUGUUGGUUUAGGCUGCCUUAUGUUCCCGCUUAUCAAUCAGCUAUCACAAAUGAACCUAAAUUUGUUACCUGUUCUUCAAUAUACUCCGGUUACUGUCUCAAGUGUAGAGCAAUCAAUUGUAGCGCGAGACCCUGUGGCAAUGGCCCUCUAUGCGGUGGUAGUCUCAGUUUGUGCCCCAAUAUGGGAGGAGAUUGUCUUCCGUGGUUUCCUUCUCCCAUCUUUAACCAAGUACAUGCCUGUAUGGUGUGCAAUCUUAGUUAGCUCAAUGGCUUUUGCCUUAGCACAUUUUAACAUUCAGAGGAUGAUACCACUAGUAUUUCUUGGCAUGGUGAUGGGUACUGUUUUUGUACGAUCUAGGAACCUCUUGCCAUCAAUGUUGUUGCAUAGUUUGUGGAAUGUUUUUGUAUUUCUGGAUCUCAUGAAAUAAAAAAAAUAUAAAAAAAAAAAAAAGAGUUUAUGACUACUUUCUUAC
Molecule: messenger RNA, 1231 nt
Organism: Cajanus cajan (pigeon pea)
Lineage: Eukaryota; Viridiplantae; Streptophyta; Magnoliopsida; Fabales; Fabaceae
Biological process (GO): CAAX-box protein processing
Cellular component (GO): membrane
Molecular function (GO): metalloendopeptidase activity
Source: RefSeq, a predicted model, not a curated record